This is a messenger RNA of Ailuropoda melanoleuca (giant panda), 3095 nucleotides long. It is a transcript of the gene CYP51A1, whose product is annotated as cytochrome P450 family 51 subfamily A member 1. The record is from RefSeq and is a predicted model, not a curated record. NCBI's taxonomy places the organism in Eukaryota, Metazoa, Chordata, Mammalia, Carnivora, Ursidae. Bases 386 to 1897 code for a protein of 503 amino acids. Gene Ontology annotation, molecular function: heme binding; oxidoreductase activity, acting on paired donors, with incorporation or reduction of molecular oxygen; iron ion binding. The transcript has 10 exons.
GCACGCAGGGGUCAGGUGGCCCGCGAUUCUCAGGGGGUGAUCGCCUCUUAAGCGCUCGUUCUCUUCUGUCUCCGAACCUCUCGUACUAUAGGGGCAACCUGCUUUUUCAGGGUCUCUCUCCUGGCGUAAGGAGACCUCGGCAGUAAUUAGUACGGGUUGGAGGCGUGACCAGCACCAGGCCCCGCCCCAUUCUGUGACGUAUGGUGUGGCGCGCGUGGGAGCCGAGAGUAGUGGGUGGGACUGGGUUUAGUAGGAGACCUGGGGGCCGGGGCCGCCUCCUGACGCCCGUCUGCCGGCGGUACUCGCUCCGUCAGUUCGGAGGAGCGGCGGCGACCUCGGCCUCCAGCGUCUCUGACGAACUGUAGUGGCUGCUCCGGCGGUCAGGAUGGUGUUGCUGGGUUUACUGCAGGCGGGCGGGUCGGUGCUGGGGCAGGCGAUGGAGCGAGUGACCGGCGGCAGCCUCCUAUCCAUGCUGCUAAUCGCCUGCGCCUUCACGCUUGGCCUGGUCUACCUGUUCCGCCUCGCAGUCGGCCACCUGGCCCCCUUGCCCGCCGGGGCGAAAAGUCCACCGUACAUUUUCUCUCCAGUUCCAUUCCUUGGACAUGCCAUAGCAUUUGGGAAAAGUCCAAUUGAAUUCCUAGAAAAUGCAUAUGAGAAGUAUGGACCUGUAUUUAGUUUUACCAUGGUGGGCAAGACAUUUACUUACCUUUUGGGGAGCGAUGCUGCUGCACUGCUUUUUAAUAGUAAAAAUGAGGACCUGAAUGCAGAAGAUGUCUACGGUCGUCUGACAACACCUGUGUUUGGGAAGGGCGUUGCGUAUGAUGUGCCUAAUCCAGUUUUUUUGGAGCAGAAGAAAAUGUUAAAAACUGGCCUUAACAUAGCCCACUUUAGACAGCACGUUUCUAUAAUUGAGAAAGAAACAAAAGAAUACUUUCAGAGUUGGGGAGAAAGUGGAGAAAAAAAUUUGUUUGAAGCUCUUUCUGAGCUCAUAAUUUUAACAGCCAGCCAUUGUUUACAUGGAAAGGAAAUCAGAAGUCAACUCAAUGAGAAAGUGGCACAGCUGUAUGCAGAUUUGGAUGGAGGUUUUAGCCAUGCGGCCUGGCUGCUGCCAGGUUGGCUCCCGUUGCCUAGUUUCCGACGCAGGGACAGAGCUCAUCGAGAGAUCAAGAAUAUUUUCUAUAAAGCAAUCCAGAAGCGCAGACAGUCAGAAGAAAAAAUCGAUGACAUUCUCCAAACCUUACUAGAUUCUACUUACAAGGACGGCCGUCCUCUUACAGAUGACGAAGUGGCAGGCAUGCUUAUUGGACUGCUGUUGGCAGGCCAGCACACGUCCUCAACUACUAGUGCCUGGAUGGGCUUCUUUUUGGCCAGAGACAAAACACUUCAAGAAAAAUGUUAUUUAGAACAGAAAACAGUCUGUGGAGAAGAUCUGCCUCCUUUAACUUUUGACCAGCUGAAGGAUCUAAAUUUACUUGAUCGCUGCAUAAAAGAAACAUUAAGACUUCGACCUCCCAUAAUGACCAUGAUGAGAAUGGCCAAAACUCCUCAGACUGUGGCAGGGUAUACCAUUCCUCCAGGACAUCAGGUGUGUGUCUCUCCCACUGUCAAUCAGAGACUUAAAGACUCAUGGGUAGAACGUCUGGACUUUAAUCCUGAUCGCUACUUACAGGACAAUCCAGCUUCAGGAGAGAAGUUUGCUUAUGUGCCAUUUGGAGCUGGGCGUCAUCGUUGUAUUGGGGAGAAUUUUGCCUAUGUUCAAAUCAAGACAAUUUGGUCCACUAUGCUUCGUUUAUAUGAAUUUGAUCUCAUUGAUGGAUAUUUUCCCACUGUGAAUUAUACAACCAUGAUUCACACCCCUGAAAACCCAGUUAUCCGAUACAAACGAAGAUCAAAAUGAAAAGCUGCAAGGAACUAACAAUGUGAAACAUCACUGUAAACUGCAAAAGCAUUUGAAGAGAAUGAAGUUUACAAAACAACUCCUGGUGUAUUCUUUUUUUGAGUGUAAUUUUAAAAGACAGCUUAAGUUAUGGUUUUUGUAUUUUCUUAACUGAAUAGUUCUAUCAAAUCUAAUGGCAUUUCAGAUAUUUCCUAAUGUUUUAUGAUGGCUAUUAAGGAAAUCAAACUCAUUAGUAUGAAAUUAUUUAGGGGGGAUCUUGGUAAUUGACAGAUUCUUAACACAGUUUCCAGGUAUUAAUUUUAACAACAAAUAUAGCUCUUGGAAAGUAAGUUCAGGGUAUUUACAUCUUGGACUAGAUCUGCCAGUAUAAAAAGGCCCAGAGGCCCAGGGAGAUACUUGGAAACCUCAGGUUAUUUAUUUACGGGGUAAUGUUUGUGUGUGUGAGUGAGGAUGGGUGGGUAGGGAAUAAACUCAUAUUUAAAGCCUUGGAUAAAAAAGAAUCCCAUCAAUUGUUUUGGUAGGAUACCUAGCAAUGAUGGAGCUAUGCUGUAGAAAAAUGUCUUUUGAAAUUUACCUGAAAGAAGCAUUGUCUCCAGGAAACAGAUCUGACAAUGACUUAGUAAUUACAUUUCCUAAAAAUUAAUAAUACUAAAGAAUGCACAUGUAUCUUGAUCUAAUUACUAAAUAUUACAUAUUUAUCUACCUGAUAAACUUCUCUCUGGUUCCACAUGGUGACAUAAAUGUGAAAGCCCAAAAUAAAGUCCUUAAGGAAUAGUUCUUGUUCUCUUCGGCUCUAGGUGGUUUCCUGCUUCCUCCCUAGAGUCUAAUUAGGGAUGUUUCUGUUAGUUCUGUUUAUUAAAACAAUUUAGGUUAACAAACUUUUUAAAAAAAACAAAAAAUCAGAGAUCAGGAACUCUGGCUUUAAGGUAAAGGUAACAUGCAGUGAGGGUCUUUGGGAGUAGAAUCACUGGUCGUAUUGUGUGCAGCCUGCAUUCAAGAAUCCACUCAAAGUGUAACUAGGGACCUGACUAUAUACCUGUUGUGAUUUGAUCAUAUAAUCUGUUUUUACUGGAUGAGGCCAAAAUAUUUUCCCUUAUGCAUAAGGGAAGGGCGCUAGAGGACUCAUGUUAAACUAUUUGUGAAGGCAAAAAUCUCUGCUGUUAGAGUUUUUCACAUUAAAAUGAUCUCUGAGAAAAAA